AAACCUUCAUAUUCCUUCAAAUCAUUACAUCAUUUAUAUAACGAAAAAAAAAUGUUUAAGAAAUCUGCUUAGGCUACAAUACAAGAGAUAACGAGUAACGGGCAUUGCCUUAAAUUGGUAAAGAUAUAUCCACCUAACUAAACCAUCCACUUUUGUAUACAUCCCAUGUAUUAUCAGUUACAUCCCAUCUGCGCAGGUUAGCAAUGACAGAACAACGUUCGUCCAGUCAAAAUCAAACUUUCCGGUUCGGUCUUUCCCCCCCCCCCCGUGUGGACAAUCAACUCUCUAUGUGCGCAAAAUAGCAACGCCAGAACAUGUUCACCAUUUAAAAAGCGCAUAAUAGCGAUGCCAGAACAACAUGUUCAUUUCAAACAAAAGCGCAUGUUAGCAUAAAAGUCUUACCUUUAUCGUCUUCUUCCCGUGUCUCUCUGUAAAUCUUCCUGCUUAAGCGAAGGUGACGAUACUAUUUCAAUCCCCCCCCCUAACACAUUAUCAACAUCUCUCUCUCUCUCUCUCAACGAAAUCAAAAAUCUCUCUUUGCAUGAUGGGAUUGCUCGAUCUCGAGAAGCACUUCGCCUUCUACGGCGCUUACCACAGCAACCCAAUCAACAUCGUAAUCCACAUCAUCUUCGUGUGGCCCAUCGUCUUCACAGCCUUGCUUCUCCUCUACCCAGCGUCCCCAAUUUACGACCUUUCUCAAUUAGGGUUUCCUCAGUCGAUGACCCUCGACGGCGUUUUGCGGUUAGACGUUGGGUUUGUCGUAACGGUGACGUAUGCUCUGUUCUACAUCUGUUUGGAUAAAAAAUCUGGGUUCGUUGCGGCUCUCAUGUGUUUCGCUUGCUGGGUCGGGUCCAGUGUCCUCGCUGAUCGAUUAGGACCUUCUCUUGCCGUAAAGGUUGGGUUAGCAUCUCAGCUGUUAUGUUGGACCGGGCAGUUUCUUGGCCAUGGAUUGUUCGAGAAACGAGCACCUGCGCUAUUAGACAAUCUAGCCCAAGCUUUUCUUAUGGCUCCUUUCUUUGUGUUGCUUGAGAUUCUUCAAUUGGGUUUCGGGUAUGAGCCAUAUCCAGGUUUUCAAGCUCGUGUGAACGCCAAGGUAGAAAGUAGCAUAAAGGAAUGGAGAGAAAAGAAGCAGAUCAAGAAGAAUAAGCUCACAUAAGCUUUGGAUCAUAUAAAACCUAAACCCAUUGUAAUGUUUCUAUGUUAAAGUUCCACAUAAUAAACAAGACCACCAUUGAUUGAUGGAUUUGUGUAUAACUAUGUUUCAAUAUAUUGAAUGGAACUUGAAAGUUGCAAAACAAAA
Messenger RNA from Brassica napus (rape), 1300 nucleotides. RefSeq names its product 2-hydroxy-palmitic acid dioxygenase mpo1. Gene Ontology annotation, cellular component: endoplasmic reticulum. The record is from RefSeq and is a predicted model, not a curated record. The transcript is spliced from 4 exons. Gene Ontology annotation, biological process: sphingoid catabolic process. Bases 542 to 1156 code for a protein of 204 amino acids. Lineage: Eukaryota; Viridiplantae; Streptophyta; Magnoliopsida; Brassicales; Brassicaceae.